UAAUGGCAGGUACAACAUUUCCUCAAGAGAAGAAAUGUUCAUCAUGCCAACCUUUUCGACUGCUGCCAAAAUCAGAGUGGUGAUCACAUUCUUCAUCUUCCUUUCAUCUACUUGUUUUAAUAUUGCUGUGCUGUGGACAAUCUCUCAGAAAUACCAGCGGAAAUCACACAUCAAGGUGCUAAUGAUGAACUUGGCAGCAGCAGACCUCUUAGUUACAUUUAUUGUUAUGCCUCUUGAUGCCAUCUGGAACAUCACAGUGCAGUGGUAUGGAGGAGACGUUGCCUGUCGGCUUCUCAUGUUCCUCAAGCUUGUUGCCAUGUACUCAUCUGCCUUUGUCACUGUAGUGAUCUCUAUUGACCGACAAGCUGCCAUUUUAAAUCCAUUGGGUAUUGGGGAAGCAAAAAAGAAAAACAAGAUGAUGCUGUCUAUUGCCUGGACCCUCAGUGUCAUUCUUGCAGUUCCACAGCUCUUUGUGUUCCACACGGUGAGUAGGGCUACCCCAGUCCAGUUUGUGCAGUGUGCCACCCUGGGCAGUUUCCAGGAACACUGGGAAGAGACCGUGUAUAACAUGUUCACAUUCACCUGCCUGUUCCUGCUUCCACUGACUAUUAUGGUGCUUUGCUAUUCCAGAAUAUUGUUUGAGAUUUCAAGAAAAAUGAAGAAGGCAUGUGUUUCAUCCAAGGAAAUCCAGCUGCGACGUUCAAGCAACAACAUCCCAAAAGCACGUUUGAGGACUUUGAAAAUGUCAAUUGUCAUAGUACUGACCUUUGUAAUCUGUUGGACACCAUACUACCUUCUGGGCUUGUGGUACUGGUUUGCCCCAGAAAUGUUGACUCAAGAGCAGGUACCUCCAUCACUGAGUCACAUCCUAUUUCUUUUUGGACUCUUCAAUGCCUGUUUAGACCCGAUCAUCUACGGACUCUUCACAAUUCACUUUCGCAGGGAGAUCCAGCGUGCCUGCCGCUGUACUGGUCUGCACAGGGACUCUGAUGCAGUUUCACUGGGGACAGGCUCCUUCCACUGUUCUAGCUCUGUCAAUACACAUUCCAGUGGCCAUUUGAAAAGAGCUGGCACACUAAGCAGAGAUAGGGGUUCUUCUAGAAAUGAAAAAUACAGUGCUACAUGUAAUCUCUGCAGGGGAAGCAUUACAGAAAGCAUGAUGUAGAACACAUACAGUACAGACCUUACUGAGAAAUGUAAAAAACAGAGGAUCAUAAUUAACGAGGCUCAGUUUAGUAAAAUAUUGUCCAAGGAUUGGCUCCUGCGUCGUGGCUCAUUCCACUAGAACAGCCCUGGUGACCUGUAUUUGGAUUAAGCAAGUUUAUCAAUAAAGACAUUGAUACUAAAGCGUAUUCUGAAAUGAGGAUUUAGCUUGUCAAAAAACAUGAUAGUUAAUGUGAUGAUUUGUGAUGACG
Molecule: messenger RNA, 1415 nt
Organism: Polypterus senegalus (gray bichir)
Lineage: Eukaryota; Metazoa; Chordata; Cladistia; Polypteriformes; Polypteridae
Product: gonadotropin-releasing hormone II receptor-like
Exons: 4
Coding region: 35-1165 (376 amino acids)
Biological process (GO): G protein-coupled receptor signaling pathway
Cellular component (GO): membrane
Molecular function (GO): gonadotropin-releasing hormone receptor activity; peptide binding
Source: RefSeq, a predicted model, not a curated record